Messenger RNA from Oryzias melastigma (Indian medaka), 2781 nucleotides. It is a transcript of the gene slc26a6l1, whose product is annotated as solute carrier family 26 member 6, like. Gene Ontology annotation, biological process: transmembrane transport. Gene Ontology annotation, cellular component: membrane. The record is from RefSeq and is a predicted model, not a curated record. The transcript is spliced from 18 exons. Lineage: Eukaryota; Metazoa; Chordata; Actinopteri; Beloniformes; Adrianichthyidae. Gene Ontology annotation, molecular function: bicarbonate transmembrane transporter activity; oxalate transmembrane transporter activity; secondary active sulfate transmembrane transporter activity. The coding region runs from base 29 to 2557 and encodes 842 amino acids.
GAAAGCUGUUUUGUCAAAUUUCCUUGAAAUGGACUCCAGACACAGAUUUGGGAAGUACAAGGUGGAGCGGGAAGUGCUGGAUGAGGAGCGACUGGAAGAGUUAACUCAGAGAAAAACAUACUCUGACAUCCACCCACCUCUAACUAAACAGCUCAAAGAAUCAUUCAGAUGUACUGUCCCAAAGCUGAAGCGAAGUUUGGUGGGCAGCUUCCCAGUGCUGUACUGGCUACCCAAGUAUUCGGUCUGGGAUUAUGGAAUGCCAGACCUCAUCUCUGGGAUUAGCGUGGGUAUAAUGCAUCUGCCCCAAGGUAUGGCGUAUGCACUGCUUGCCUCCGUGCCACCUGUGUUUGGACUCUACUCUUCUCUCUAUCCAGCAUUAAUCUACUUCUUUUUCGGAACAUCUCGACAUAUUUCAAUUGGUACGUACAAACGUGAGAAAACACCUUAUUACUGUCAUUGUCUCUUAUUGAAAUGUCUAAUUUCAGUUCAUCUGUUCCCGUUAUCAGGUACUUUUACCAUUCUCAGCAUCAUGGUGGGCGGUGUCACAGAAAAACUUGCUCCAGAUGAGAUUUUUCUCAAAACAAACGGGACAAAUAUCACUGCAGAGGUCGAUAUAACAGCCCGUGAUCUGUACAGGGUGAAGGUGGCUGCUGCAGCUACUCUUCUAGGGGGGCUUAUUCAGGUGUUUUUAGGAAUUGUAAAGUUUGGAUUUGUGGGAACCUAUUUGUCCGAGCCUCUGGUUCGGGCUUACACAACAGCUGCUGCAGCUCAUGCUGUGGUGGGACAGCUGAAAACAAUAUUUGGAGUUUCAGCCAGACGCUUUAGUGGCCCACUGUCACUGGUCUACACUCUGGUGGAUGUUUGCUCCAUGCUGCCACAGACUCAUCUCCCUACACUGGUGGUCAGUGCUGUGACCAUGGCGCUUCUAAUCGCAGCCAAAGAGCUCAACGGGUUCUUCAGCUCAAAGCUGCCAGUGCCUGUCCCGGUGGAGCUUCUCACGAUCAUAGCAGGAACUUUGAUAUCUUCAUAUGCCAACCUACAAAACAACUACUCUGUUAAGGUUGUUGGAGAAAUUCCAAGUGGUUUAGAACCUCCAAGUGUACCAAGCGUGUCUCUUUUUGGAGAAGUCAUUGGGGAUGCUUUUGCACUGGCUGUUGUAGGAUAUGCUAUUUCCAUUUCACUUGGUAAAACAUUUGCACUUAAACAUGGAUACAAGGUGGACAGUAACCAGGAACUGGUUGCACUUGGUCUCAGUAAUGCGGCAGGAGGCUUUUUUCAGUGCUUCUCCGUCUGCGCCUCAAUGUCUCGAAGUCUCAUCCAGGUGACUACUGGAGGUAAAACACAAAUGGCUGGACUGGCCUCAGCUCUAAUUGUGCUUGUGACGAUUUUGAAACUGGGGGCGCUGUUUCAGGAGCUACCAAAGGCUGUCCUGGCAUCAGUCGUCUUUGUAAAUUUGAAGGGAAUGUUCAAGCAAUACUCGGACAUCGUUACUCUGUGGAGGAGCAACAAGACUGAUCUGGUGGUGUGGUUGGUCACCUGGGUGUCAACGAUGCUGCUAAAUCUGGAUCUGGGUCUCGCCGCAUCCAUCACCUUUGCUCUGUUUACAGUUAUCUUCAGAACUCAGCUACCAACAUACUCUGUUCUGGGAAAUGUUCCCGGGACAGAACUGUACGUCGACAUGGAAACACACAGGGAGGCGAGACAGAUUCCAGGUGUCACCAUAUUCCGUUCUUCAGCUACAGUCUAUUUCGCCAAUGCCGAACUUUACCUGGAGGCCCUGAAAGAAAAGAGUGGGCUUGACAUCAGCAAAAUGAUCAUCUAUAAAAGGCGACAGGAAGCCAAACAGAAAAGGAGAGAAAAAAGAGCAGAGAGGCGGGCAAAGAGGCAAGCCAAGAGAGAGAAACGGGCUCAAACAGCGGCUAUAAAUAUGUCUGGACCCCCGGAUCUGUUUGUGGAGGAUGAGGCUGGCUGCUGCACAGAAAUAUCCAUGGAUGGGACCAUCACGGAAAAGGAGGAGCAAACCUGGAGCGAGAAGGAAAACGGGACAGUGUUUGUCAUCCCGUCUUCUCCUCGGACAGUGGAGGGCCACUGCAGGUGGGAGUAUCUGAAAGGUGGAGAUCCGGACUGCUCCAGUUUAGGGUGGAUGUCGGAGCUGCAGGACGGAGACACCACCACUCUGGGAUCAAGCAGUGAAGACACUCUGAGUCGAGACCUGGAGCGGGUCUCCCUGGGGUCCCUCGGGAAGUGGACCUGGGACAUUCACUCCAUCAUUCUUGACCUUUCGACUGCAAACUUCACCGACACAGUGGCCAUAAAACUGAUGAAAAAUAUUUUCCAAGACUUCAGUGAGAUCGAUGUGGAUAUCUACAUGGCCGGUUGCCAAGAGUCGGUGGUGGAACAGUUAGAGCGGGGAGACUUCUUCUGUGAGACCAUCACAAAGGGAAAUCUCUUCGCUUCCGUUCACGACGCCGUGCUGUACUGUCUCAACAAUCGUGGAGCUACGUCCCCUCCCAGAUAUGACCCGUCAGCAAGCCUAAACAGCAGCACAAAACUCUGAGAUCUUCGACAAGUCAGCAAAUCCAGCAGAGAAGACUGGAGAGAGGCGAGGAAGUUGGAAAUGUACUUUUAUAAAUGAAAUACCAAAAAGGAAUCUUUAUGUAAUGCAAUGAAUUUUUCUGUUUUGAUGAAUAUUUAUACAUUUUGUGUUUAAAAAAAAGGCAAAUACCAAAGGUUUAUGAGCUGAAUAUACCUUUUAUUCAGUGAAGGAUGAGACAAUAUCUU